Messenger RNA from Aspergillus affinis, 951 nucleotides. RefSeq names its product terpene synthase family protein. Bases 1 to 951 code for a protein of 316 amino acids. The transcript has 9 exons. Lineage: Eukaryota; Fungi; Ascomycota; Eurotiomycetes; Eurotiales; Aspergillaceae. The record is from RefSeq and is a predicted model, not a curated record.
AUGACGGAUGCUGUCACCGUUGAAGCCCCUGCUGCAGGGUGGUGUGCUAGCCCCAAACUCCUGGGUGUUAGCCGGAAAACAAACAACACUUUCUUUGUACGAACAGUCUACCCGGAUGCAGGUCUAGAGGAGUUGCAUACUAUGGUCAAGUUGGUGUGUUGGCUCUUUGUAUAUGACGAUGCAUUGGACUAUAAUGAUUUCAAAAAUAUGGCUCCCGAACGUGAAGCCUACCGAAAUGAUGCCAUUAGGUGUAUUCGAGAUUCAAUGCUCGGGAGAGAUGGCUACGACAAAAACCCCGCUACAAUCGACUCAGCUUAUUCUCUUGUACAAGGGUUCUAUGAAAUUGGGCGUGGAAUCAGAGAAGGAUUGAAGAACACGGACCUGUGUAGCUGGAUUUGCGAUUACCUGUGCGACUAUGUAAUGGCUGCCGCGAAGUUAGAGGAAUACGCGGAUACAGAGAAAAUUAUGGAUACUGAUGGCUACCUUGACAUGAGACUUGACACGUCGGCCAUCUAUCCGUCGAUCGCGUUGUGUGUUUUGACAGACCACAUCGACCUUCCACGCUGGAUCCUUGAGCUUGAGGUCACCAAGAAAUUGAUGAAACUUAUCAACAUCAUGGGUUCAAUCGACAAUGACAUGUUUUCGGUUAAAAAAGAGCUAUCCCUCGGCCAUGUAGAUAGCCUCGUUCCCUUGCUCAUUUACGAGAACUCUUAUUCCGCCCAGAGUGGGAUCGACGCGGCAGCUGCCUUGAUUCGCGCAAGUUAUACCGAGUUUUGCAACCUAGAACACACACUCUACGACCAGGUACCUCCAGAGCAUCUGGAUGAGACACGCCGGCUUGUUCAGUGCUGGAAGGAUUGUCGAACUGGGUUGGCCAAUUGGCACUAUGCUUCGAAACGAUACUAUGGCAUUUCGUUUGGAGAAAGCCAGGUGAUAAGCACCACGCUUUGA